Molecule: messenger RNA, 483 nt
Organism: Puccinia triticina
Lineage: Eukaryota; Fungi; Basidiomycota; Pucciniomycetes; Pucciniales; Pucciniaceae
Exons: 2
Coding region: 1-483 (160 amino acids)
Source: RefSeq, a predicted model, not a curated record
AUGAGCUUCAUAACCAGCUCGCGGAAGCUGGACUUCCCUACAAAAGAAUACUGGACGACCCUGCACAUGCCCAACCUCGCCAGACACGUAAACCACCUUUUCGAAAACCAAGGACGGUGGAUCAUGAAGUGGAUUUAUUUCAUGUGUUGCUUGAUUCUACUCGCCCAACUCCUUUGCGAUCGGGCCGCUGCAGGUUAUGGACGGGACCAAAAGUACGGAGAUAUGGCAAUUCGGGGGGGCUGGCGUGGCCUCCAUGGGGACCCUGCUGAAGAUCAGCGCUUCGAGAAAUUCGAGGGACACAAUCAAGGUGUGUUCUUGCUUCUGACCUCAUCUGGACCAGACACGCAAUACAAAAACCCUAGACUUUUGCGUCCAUCUAACCAAGCUCACUGGACUGUGCUCACCCGGUGGCCAAUCUCGUUAUUCAAGAAGCAGAAUCGUCUUCCGGUACCGGAUUGUUGUCAACGAUUCGAAAGAAACUGA